UGGACGUGGAACGUUUCCAUAGUAACCGAAACAAUCCUGUAGGUUAGCUUCUGGGCAAAUUUACCUGUUUUUAUUUUAGUUGUGGUGAAGCAAAUUGUUUCCAUUAGACAUGGUGGAGGUGGAGGGUUCAGAUUCAUACCUGAUACGACCGAACCAUCAGCACAAGUUUAAACCAACCAUCGUAAAGGAAUAUAUCCAUGAAAUUCUGAGGGAGCGUCUAUCAGGGGUGCUGUACGACCCAGAGAGUGUCCCAGAGCUGACCCGUUCACUGGCAGAGGCUGUUAAGGACAAAGUGAAGAAUGCAGGAUUUGACAAAUACAAGCUCAUAGUCCAGGUGAUCAUUGGAGAACAGCGAGGACAAGGAGUCAAGAUGUCUUCCAAGUGUUUGUGGGAUGCUGACACGGACAACUAUGCAGCAGAUGUGUUCAUGAAUGAGAGCUUGUUUUGUUUGGUGGCAGUUUUUGGAAGCUAUUACUACUGAAGAUGUGAAGAAUUGAUUAUUUGAAGUCGUUUGACAUGAAGUUUUGGAGGAACAUUUAAGAGACUGCACACUGUCAGCAUUUCAGCCUCUGGAGUCUACAAAAUGUAUUUUUUGUAUCGUUUUGAAUUAUAUGAUUAUUACUUUUCCUGCAAAGGGCCUUUGCAAAUGUAGUGAUUAAAUAACUAUUGUUGCUGUAAUGUCA
This is a messenger RNA of Cyprinodon tularosa, 683 nucleotides long. It is a transcript of the gene dynlt2b, whose product is annotated as dynein light chain Tctex-type 2B. Gene Ontology annotation, biological process: microtubule-based movement. Lineage: Eukaryota; Metazoa; Chordata; Actinopteri; Cyprinodontiformes; Cyprinodontidae. The transcript has 5 exons. The coding region runs from base 110 to 481 and encodes 123 amino acids. Gene Ontology annotation, molecular function: dynein intermediate chain binding. The record is from RefSeq and is a predicted model, not a curated record. Gene Ontology annotation, cellular component: cytoplasm; cytoplasmic dynein complex.